AGUGACACCUAGCGGUCGGCCAGACAUUGCACUGACGUGGAAGUGACUACAGGCGGCGGCGCCCCACGAACUGCACCCUUCCCUUUGCUGACAAACCAUCACAGAGGGAACAUCUUUGUGCUGCCUGCCGACGAUUGCAGAUUGCCACUAAGCGCAAAUAAGUGUCACCGCCGCUCCGUGAGUUGAGCCAUGAAGGAGACUCCCGAACAAACGGACACGGUGCCUUCGGGCUGCCCGUUCACCGGCUUCGGCUCGUCCAAGUACCAUCCGAUGAACAGGAAGUUCAUGAAGCUGAAGAACUAUCAGAACGGCCAGGAGUUUGUCGACACGCUCUGCAACCAGGCCCAUGAGGACACACCGUGUCAGCCGAAGCACUGCGGGGGCAGUGUGAUGUUCCCUCGCUCUCCGGAGCACCAGGAUCGACCUCGUGGCACUCCUCGCUCCCAGGAGGUGCUCCUGCAGGAGGCCAAGGAGUUUAUCGACGGCUACUACCGUUCCAUGAACAGGCCCCCGAGUGGGUUUCACCAGGCGCGCUGGGAGCAGAUCCAGGCCGAGGUCGCCAAGACGGGCACCUACCAGCUGACCACCCAGGAGCUGACUUACGGCGCCAAGAUGGCCUGGAGGAACGCUUACCGCUGCAUCGGCCGCAUCCAGUGGAACAAGCUCACGCUGUUUGACGCGCGCUCGGUCACCACCGCUGGUCAGAUGUUCGACGCCAUCUGCAACCACAUCAAGUACACCACCAACAAGGGAAACCUCAGAUCGGCCAUCACGGUGUUCCCUCAGCGCACGGACGGCAAGCACGACUACCGCGUGUGGAACAUGCAGCUGGUCUCGUACGCCGGAUACCGCAACGAGGACGGCACCAUCACCGGCGACCCUGCCAACGUCGAGUUCACUGAGGUGUGCCAGAAGCUCGGCUGGAAGAGCCCCAAGGGGCGAUUCGACAUCCUGCCGAUCGUCGUGUCUGCUAGCGGGCAGGACCCGGAGUUCUUCGAUAUACCCGAAGAUGUCAUCCUUCGCAUUCACAUCUCUCACCCCAAGUACCCGUGGUUCAAGGACAUGGGUCUGCAGUGGUACGCGCUGCCGGCGGUCUCCGGCAUGAUGUUCGACUGCGGAGGCAUCGAGUUCUGCGCGUGCCCCUUCAGCGGCUGGUACAUGAGCACCGAGGUGGCGGCGCGUGACCUCUGUGACCCGCAGCGCUACAACAUGCUCGAGCCCAUCGCCAAGAACAUGGGACUGGAUACCUCCAACUACCGAAACCUUUGGAAGGACCAGGCACUGGUGGAGGCUAACCUGGCUGUGCUCCACAGCUACCAGGAGGCGAACGUGACGAUCGUGGACCACCACACGGCGGCCGACUCGUUCAUGAAGUUUAUGGAGAACGAGCAGCGUCUGCGCGGCGGCUGCCCGGCCGACUGGGUGUGGAUCGUGCCGCCCAUGUCCGGAUCGGUCACCCCCGUCUUCCACCAGGAGAUGUCGCGCUACAUCGUCAAGCCGACCUACUCCUACCAGGUGCAAGCAUGGAAGACACACAACUGGAAGAAGCGUGAUGGCAGCGAGGCGGUGCGAAAGCAGCAGCGCAAGUUCCAUUUCAAGGAGAUCGCGGGCGCUGUCCAGUUUGCGUCUCAGCUGUUCGGGGAGGCGUUGUCCCGCCGUGUCAAGGCCACCAUCCUGUACGCCACGGAGACGGGAAAGUCAGAGACGUACGCCAACAUGCUCGGCCAGGUCUUCAGCCACGCCUUCAACGCCCAGGUGAUGUGUAUGGACGACUACGACAUCGUUGACCUGGAGCACGAGGGCCUGCUGCUCGUGGUGACCUCCACAUUCGGAAACGGAGACGCCCCGGAGAACGGAGAGACCUUUUUCAAGGCGCUGCAAAACAUGGCAGAGGAGUACCACCUGAUGAUGUCGUCCACCAACACGCUGGACAGUGUGCCGGACAUCAAGAAACCCUUCAACCCCGCGCAGAGGAUCGUGCCGGUGGGUCAGUUCGCCCGCUCCCAAUCGACUCCCAAGGGCAUGUCGGCCACUGAGCCACUCUCCAAGGCCGUGCAGAACAUGAGCGUGCCGAACACGCCGGACCGCACGGGACAAAACGGCGACUGGCAGCGCUGGCCGUCCGUCUACAGUGAGGCGCCUGCCGGCAGUCUGGCCAACGUCAGGUUCGCCGUGUUCGCGCUGGGCUCGAGCGCCUACCCCAAGUACUGCCAGUUCGGUAAGGAUGUGGACAGCCUGCUGGGCCACCUCUCCGGCGAGAGGAUCGAGCCCGUCGCCUGCGGAGACGAACUCAACGGACAGGAGCAGAGCUUCAAGGAGUGGGCCGCCGACGUCUUCAAGGCCGCGUGCGACGCCUUCUGCCUGGAGAGUGACUCGGUGAUGGCCCGUGCCACGGAGCGUCUCAACUCGGACAAGGCAGCCAGCCCGGACGCAGUGCGUCUGAUGCAGACACACACUGCUGAUGACUUGGUGCCGGGCCUGGGCCGCUGUCACGGCCGUCAGCUGAUCUCCUGCACGGCCAAACACGCGAGAAUGGUGCACGAGAAGGACACCGGCCGCAGCACCAUCAACGUGUCAGUGACUUCUGGUGGCAACCCGUCGAAGCUCAAGUUCAAGCCGGGCGACCACUUGGCGGUAUUCCCGAGAAACCGCCAGGAGAUUGUGAACGCGAUCCGCCGGCGCCUGAUCCGCUGUCCAGAGGGACCUGUCGAGCUCCAGGUCAUGAGGAAGGUCACCACGCCUCUCGGCGUGGACAAGCGCUGGGAGGCGCACCAGCGUCUGCCUCGUACCACUGUCACCGAUAUGCUGACCUGGUACAUGGAUGUCACCACGCCUCCCACACCCAACAUGCUGCGCAUGAUGGCCGCAAUGGCCACCGAUGAGAACGAGCAAACUAAGCUCAAACUGCUUGCCACGAACGGCGAGGCGUACGAGGAGUGGAAGUUCACCAACUGGCCAAACCUGGCCGAGACGCUGGCAGAGUUCCCGUCGAUCGAGGCCGACGGACCGUUCAUCCUCUGCAACCUGCCGCUCAUGCAGGCCAGGGCGUACAGUAUCUCGUCUGCCCCCGAUUACCGCCCGGACGAGGUGCAGCUGACGGUCGCCGUCGUGCAAUACCACACUCGGGGCGGCCAGGGCCCUCUUCACUACGGUGUGUGCUCCAACUACCUCAACGAAAUCGAGGAGGGCGAGCGGAUCAUCUGCUACUUCAGAAACGCUCCGUCGUUCCACAUGCCAGAGAACAAGUCGGACCCGAUCAUGAUGAUCGGACCAGGCACUGGCGUAGCUCCGUUCCGCUCCUUCUGGGAGCAGCGGCACCACGAGAAGAGACGCGCGCCUGAAGGCACCAAGUUCGGCCCGAUGACGCUGUUCUUCGGUGGCCGGAGCCGCGCCAUGGAUCUGUACGCCGAGGAGAAGAAGGGCAUGAUGCAGGACGGGGUGCUUACCAAGUGCCACCUGGCCCUCUCCAGGCAGCCCGGCGUGCCUAAGACGUACGUGCAGGAUCAGCUGAUGGAGCAGCACGAGGACGUGCUGGAGUGCCUGACGAACCCCAACGGCCACAUCUACGUCUGUGGUGACUGCACCAUGGCCCACGACGUCUACCUGACACUGGAGAAGAUGCUUUACACCAAGGCUGGCAUGGAGCCAGAACAGGCUAAACUGUACAUGGAGAAGAUGAGGGAUUCCAACCACUACCACGAGGACAUUUUCGGCAUCACGCUGCGAACUGCCGAGGUCACCGACAAAACCCGGGCGCUCAUCAGCAAGAAGGCCUCGAUGGACAAAGACACGGGCGCCGACCGUCUUCCCAAGUAUCGUCGCGACUCCAUCGGAGUCCUGUAAGGCGGCCGGCAGACAGCUGGCUGACCUUGACCCGGGCGGGGUCACGGCGGGGUCACGGCUCAGAGAGCGGUGAUUGGUGGAGCAGCAGUGACGGUGACCGGAAGGGUUCGGCCGAAGGUCGCACCAUGGAAAUACUGGGCUGCUCAGUACUCAUGUGAGCUGGCUUGGGCAGCCGUACAGUGCAGCAGCAACGACAACAUCGAGUUGAGCCCCAUAUGACGACCGGUCACACCAGGAGGGUCUCAAAAACACCCAACGAAUUGCAGUAUUGUCUAACCUAAGGCCAGCAGAAGGUACGAGUGGUUUCUUUAUUGUAGUUAAGCAUCUUGUCAGUGACGUGUGUAUGCGCAAGGCUCUCUGAUCUUCCAUCACGUUUUGUGUUAUGGAAGUGAUAUAAUCCCGAAAAUAAUCAUGUUAUCCAGGUUUGGUGUAGUUAUGGCCAGUAGAAAUGGUGGCGUGGCUGCCACUCGCAGCAAUUUUACUAAUA
Molecule: messenger RNA, 4330 nt
Organism: Amphibalanus amphitrite
Lineage: Eukaryota; Metazoa; Arthropoda; Thecostraca; Balanomorpha; Balanidae
Product: nitric oxide synthase-like protein
Exons: 26
Coding region: 190-3843 (1217 amino acids)
Biological process (GO): nitric oxide biosynthetic process
Molecular function (GO): calmodulin binding; FMN binding; heme binding
Source: RefSeq, a predicted model, not a curated record